Molecule: messenger RNA, 3152 nt
Organism: Dreissena polymorpha
Lineage: Eukaryota; Metazoa; Mollusca; Bivalvia; Myida; Dreissenidae
Product: ubiquitin-fold modifier 1
Exons: 5
Coding region: 16-357 (113 amino acids)
Biological process (GO): protein K69-linked ufmylation
Cellular component (GO): cytoplasm; nucleus
Source: RefSeq, a predicted model, not a curated record
UUGGUUCCCACUUUGAUGUCUGCUAAUAUAUUUCGGGCACCAGCGAAUCCGGAAGUCAAUUACACUGUUUACUUCCGACAGUGGAGAAAACGUGUCAAAAUGUCGAAGGUCACAUUCAAGAUUACACUGACUUCAGAUCCGAAGUUGCCGUACAAAGUGCUGUCUGUUCCUGAAGCCACGCCAUUCACUGCAGUGCUAAAGUUUGCAGCUGAGGAGUUCAAAGUUCCAGCAGCUACAAGUGCUAUCAUCACCAAUGAUGGAAUAGGCAUUAACCCAGCACAAAGUGCAGGCAAUGUAUUUCUCAAGCAUGGCUCAGAACUGCGACUUAUACCAAGAGACCGAGUAGGGUGCAGAUAAACAUUAUGAACUGCUAGGAUAUUCUUAUUUCACUGACUGUUGCUUUAAUGAACAACUCCACCUUAGACUAGAAGGUCAAGAGGCUUAAAUGCAGAGACAUCUAAACAGAGUUUGGACAUCAGCAAACUGUAGAUAUAGUGGAGUGAAACCUACACAAGUGUUUAAAAUCUAUUGCAUGUUUUAACAAUCAGAACAGUGUACAGCUAUGUUUCAUGUUCCGAUGUCAUGACAAACUUUUACCAUAUGUGAUUUUAUUGCUUUGUGUUUAAAUGUCUCAAAUACAACUGCAAGAUAAAAAAAGUUAAUUUUAUACUGCGCUAAAAAUCUUAGAUAUAUUUGUUGCAGUAUUAAAACAUAAAAGGAUUUCAAGCUCAUUUGUUUGCCAAAUAUAAAAAAAUUCUUGAGCUGCAAUUGUUAAAAGAAACGUUUGAUGUGAGUGGUGCACCUCAUAACUGAUUAUGAUUUUAUUCAAAGAAUUGUAUAUAGUUAUUUAUAACUUAUUCUUGUGAAUAAUAUAUAAUGCUAAAUAUUCUGGGAUGACACUUUAUUUCUACCCCUGUCAUUUAAAAACACAGCAAAGUAUGAAAAUACAAUUGUCAACAUGUGUUCAAACAAUGCCAUGCAUAGUUAUUAUCCCCCCACCAUAGGCGGAGGGAUAUUGUUUUGGCGUUGUCUGGCCCUCUGUCCGUCUGUCCGGAGCCAUAUCUUGGAAGUACUUUGGCGGAUUUCAUUGAAACUUGGUAUGAGUAUAUAUAUGGAUAAGAGGAUGAUGCACGCCAAAUGGCAUUGUACACCAUCUGUUAAUAACGGUGUUUUGGCCCUUUGUAUCUUGAAAAAAUGCUUUUUGUGUGUGUCCGGAGCCAUAUCUUGGAAGUGGUUUGGCAGAUUUCAUUGAAACUUGUUAUGAGUAUAUAUAUGGAUAAGAGGAUGAUGCACGCCAAAUGCCAUUGAACGCCAUCUGUUAAUAACUGGGUUAUGGCCAUUUGUAUCUUGAAAAAAUUCUUUUUUGAGUGUCACAUAUAACACUUUUGGGUCCAUAAGCAUAUUGGCGGGGUAUAUCAAUUCAACGAAUUUGCUUGUUAAUACCAAGUUUAAGAUAUUAGUUUACUCUGUUUAUAAACUGUGUACAUUAUAAUGUAAAUGUGAAAACAAAGAUAUCUAUUAAUACUAAGUUUAAAAUAAAAUUUUGUGUUAUGACUGUAAAUUGUGAUUAUUUUUACAUGUGCAAACAGUCAUUGAUAUUUAUUGAUUCUGUGUUUAAGAUAUCUGUUUGUUUAGGCUAUAAAUUGUGUAAAUUUAUAAUGCUUAAUUACCAUAUCUGCAUUUUAUAGAAUAAACAGUAUAGGGUAGAUCAAUAAUUGCAUUCUUAUGGCUUUUUAUUAUGUUCCCCAGUAUAUACUGGGGGACAUAUUGUUUUUGCCCUGUCUGGUGGUUUGUUGGUUUGCGUCAAAAUUUAACAUUUUGCCAUAACUUUUGCAAUAUUGAAGAUACAUGUAGCCACUUCAUUUUUGGCAUGCAUGUAUAUCUCAUGGAGCUGCACAUUUUAAGUGAUGAAAGGUCAAGGUCAACCUUCAAGGUCAAAGGUCAAAUAUAUAGGUCAAAAUCAUCAAACUUUAACAUUUGCCAUUACUUUUGCAAUAUUGAAGAUAGCAACUUCAUAUUUGGCAAGCAUGUGUAUCUAAUGGAGCUGCACAUUUUGAGUGGUGAAAGGUCAAGGUCAUCCCUCAAGGUAAAAGGUCAAAUAUAUGGGGGGGGGGACGUUGUGUUUCACAAAUACAUCUUGAACUCUGAAACUGAUUAUUUCUUUAAUUAAAUUAAGAUGUGGUCACCAACUUGAAAUAACUAUUAACAUGAAGACUGUCACUUAAUGCGUUGUUCAGAAGUGUAGAGUAGAUGCAAUCUAGGAUGCAUGCAUUAUCAAGAAUUUUCAUUCUAUAAAUAUUUAACUGACUAUUAUCCUAUUAACCUUAAAGUCUGUAAUUUGUAUGAUGAUGUGUCUUUUUUAUUACAAUGAAAUCAACAUUUUAACAGGGAACCAUUUUUAGUUUAACACAACAUAGGACCAAAUUUACAAAAUACUAACAAAUGCAAAGCCCACCUUACAGAUGUUAAAGUAUGAACUGCUGACAUUGAAGGUUUUGAAUGUUGUCAAUGUCAAACUGGUAUUCUAAGUUAAUCAGGUUAGUUCUGGCCAGUCAUGUGCUCUACUUUAUGGAACCUCACACUAACAUUAUGUUUUACAUUUUAGGGAUUUCUGGUUCUACGAUCGCAUCUUAUGCGCAUCUCAUAAGGGUCUGCAUAUUUGAUCAACUUUUAAUACUAUCCAAUUAUUAUUUAUAAUCCUGAUGGAAAUUGCACAUUGGAGAGAACAAUGUCUAGUCCAAAAGGAAAUUCCAAUGGACAUUGGCGAAUCUAAUCAUAAGAUUGUAUUUAAUUCUAUAUCAGCUGUAUGACUGAUAUUGUGAAGUGUUUUGAAAAAUGUAGAUUAUGUGUUCGGUAUUAGAUGCAUAUUUUUGGUAAAACUAGCAGAAAGGUUUCAAUUGUUUAAUGAGGUAUCUCACUAAAAAUUAUGUGAACAUAUACAUUUAAAAGUUAUAGAAUAAACGUUAACUGUAACAAAAUGAUAAAACUUCGGUCAAAUAGCACAAGUUAAGACACACUGCUUCUAAUACCAAUGUUAAACAAUAUGCUUGUGCACCCUAAGAACUCGGUAUUACCAGCUCUACAUUGGUAUUCUACCUUAAUUAUCAGCAAACAUUUUAAAUUAUAUAACAAUAAAAUGAUGAAGAACUGUU